This is a messenger RNA of Tarenaya hassleriana, 2685 nucleotides long. RefSeq lists its product as uncharacterized. Bases 1 to 2685 code for a protein of 894 amino acids. The transcript has 6 exons. Lineage: Eukaryota; Viridiplantae; Streptophyta; Magnoliopsida; Brassicales; Cleomaceae. The record is from RefSeq and is a predicted model, not a curated record.
AUGCCUACAUUCGCGGGUAGAAUUAAUCCGGAUGCCUAUCUCGAUUGGGAGAGGCGGAUGGACAAUAUUUUCGAAUGUUAUGAGUAUUCGGAUCAGAGAAAGGUUAGAUACGCAGCGGCACAACUCACCGACAACGCCUUAGCAUGGUGGGAUCGAGAAAUAGCCGAGAGGCGUAGAGCACAAUACGAACCUGUCACAACAUGGAGAGAGAUGAAGUUUAUGAUGCGUAAGAGGUAUGUACCUCCCCAUUUUCAUCGUGACUUGCAACGCAAAUAUUGUAACUUGAUGCAGGGAACUAGAACCGUUGAAGAGUACUAUGAGGAGUUCGAGCACCUACGAAACCGAUUGGAGUUAGAUGAAAGCGAAGAAGCGAUUAUGGCACAAUUUGUGGAUGGAUUGCAGGAGCGAAUUGCUCGAAAGGUAGAACGAUUAGCUUACCAUGAUUUGCAGGAACUUAUCCAUUUCUCAAUCCAAAUCGAGCAGCAAAUCGCCAAGAAGCAAGCCCGUUUUAAUCGAGCAAGAACAACCUCUUCGAACCAAUCAUAUACACGCGGUGAGAACAAGUCCGGGACUGUUCCAACAACCAAAUCAACCCAAUCCGAGUGUAGGAGACGAGGACAUUAUGCAAAGGACUGUCCAAACAAUCGUGUCAUGAUCCUUACGGAUACGGGAGAUUAUGAAUCCCUGGACGAAGAGGAGGUUAAUGAUGCUGAGGAGAACAUAGAGUAUCCGGACAGCGGAGAACUCUUGGUCACAAGGCGAGUUUUGAGAAAAAUGACAAACCCGAAAGAAACUGCCCAAAGAGAGACAAUCUUCCACAGUCGAUGCACUAUUAGAAACAAGGUAUGUGGCCUAAUCAUUGAUAAUGGUUCAUGUACUAACGUUGCAAGUGCAUACAUGGUUAAGAAGCUAGGAUUGGAGACCGAGAAACAUCCACACCCAUAUAAGCUUCAAUGGCUCAACAACCAAGGGGAACUCAAGGUAAAUGAGCGGGUCAAAGUGUCAUUUAGCAUUGGACGUUACCAAGAUGAGGUGAUGUGUGAUGUUGUUCCAAUGCAAGCGGGGCACAUACUUCUUGGACGACCUUGGCAAUUUGACCGAGAGGUGAAACACGACGGUAUGACCAACCACUACUCUUUUAUAUUUAACAAGCCUAAGAUAUCGUUGGCUCCUCUUAGUCCGUCAAAGGUUCACGAGAUUCAAGUUAAGCUCUCCAAAGAAGGAGACAACAACAAAAAGGCGAACUACUACAUGAAACCAAGCACGGAACCACCUGGGGGAUUACCACCAAUUCGUGGGAUCGAACACCAAAUCGAUCUUGUGCCGGGAGCACCACUUCCAAACCGUCCCGCUUACCGUAUGAACCCCGAGGAGACUAAGGAACUCCAAACGCAGAAGCUCCUAGAGCAUUUUCAAGACGUUUUUCCCGAGGAACCACCUGCGGGAUUACCACCAACUCGUGGUAUCGAACACCAAAUCGAUCUUGUGCCGGGAGCACCACUUCCAAACCGUCCCGCUUACCGUAUGAACCCCGAGGAGGCUAAGGAACUCCAAACGCAGGUACAAGAUUUAUUAUCUAAGGGUUAUAUACGUGAAAGCUUAAGUCCUUGUGCAGUGCCCGUUCUACUCGUGCCAAAGAAGGAUGGGACAUGGCGUAUGUGCGUGGAUUGUAGAGCGAUAAACAACAUCACAAUCAAAUAUCGCCAUCCAAUACCACGACUCGAUGAUAUGUUGGAUGAGUUAAGCGGAGCAACCCUCUUUUCAAAAGUCGACUUGAAGAGUGGUUAUCAUCAAGUCCGCAUGCGAGAAGGAGACGAGUGGAAGACCGCAUUCAAGACGAAACAUGGGCUGUACGAAUGGCUCGUCAUGCCUUUCGGACUCAUCAACGCUCCUAGCACCUUCAUGAGGCUUAUGAACCAUAUACUUCGCGCCUUUAUCGGUAAAUUCGUGGUUGUUUAUUUUGAUGAUAUUCUCGUCUAUAGCAAGUGUUUAUCUGAGCAUGUGACACAUCUUGAGCUUGGAUUAAGCGUAGAUGAGGAGAAGAUCAAGGCUAUUCGGGAAUGGCCAACCCCUACCACCGUCGGACAUCACUAUCUCUUGGCGAAGGAGUUCAUCAUUCACACCGACCAUGAGACGUUGAAGCAUCUCAAAGGCCAAUCUACGCUCAAAAGGAGGCAUGCUAAGUGGUUGGAGUAUGUCGAGACAUUUCCGUACGUGAUCAAGUACAAAAAAGGAAAAGACAAUGUGGUGGCCGAUGCGUUGUCAAGGCGGCAUGCUUUGAUUUCGAUCAUGGAGGCUAAGAUGCUUGGAUUCGAGCACAUCAAGGGGCUGUACCGUGAUGAUGUCGAGCUUGGAGACAUCUAUGAGGAGUGCACUAAGGGAGCUCAUGGAUCAUUCUACAAGGAGGCUGAUUAUCUCUUUCGGGAAAGGAGGCUAUGCAUUCCAAAGUGCUCAAUGCGGGAGCUUAUUUUACAGGAGGCACAUAGUGGAGCUCUCAUGGGACAUUUUGGCGUGGAGAAGACGCUUGCAAUCGUCAAAGAGCACUUCUUUUGGCUGCAUCUCAAACGGGAUGUCGAACGAUUUGUCGCUAGAUGCAUUGCAUGCCAUCAAGCCAAAUCUAAGACACACCCGCACGAUUUGUAUCUCCCUCUUCCCAUUCCUUUAUCACCUUGGACUGAUAUUUGA